AUGGGGUGCAUCAACAGUAAGACGUCAGAGGCUAAGAAACGAUCGAAACGGAUCGAUCGGCAGGUUUGUCUCCUUCUUUUUCUGUAAUUCAAAGCGAAAGAACAUUUGCAGCUGCGUCUCGAGCUGGAUCGAAACUCUGCAGAAGUGAAACUCCUCCUUCUCGGCGCCGGCGAGUCCGGCAAGUCGACAAUAGUCCGUCAGAUGCGUAUCCUGCACGAGAUGGGCUUCAGCAAGCACGAACGGGCGGCCUACCGUCCUGUCGUCUUCAACAACAUGGUCCAGUCGAUGAUGGCGAUUCUGAAGGCGAUGCGAACGCUCGGCAUCCGAUUCGAAGACGCCGCCCGUCAGGAGGACGCGCGUCUCUUUCUCUCCUAUCAGUUCCAGACCGACGAGCUGCCCGAAGAGAUGGGUGUGAUCAUGAAGUCGCUCUGGUCGGACGAGGGCCUCCAGAACUGCGUCGGCAGAUCCCGCGAGUAUCAGCUCAACGACUCGGCGUCUUAUUACCUGAACGCCCUGGAUCGCAUCGCCCUUCCUAAUUAUUUGCCGACGCAGGACGAUAUUCUCCGCGCGCGCGUCAAGUCAACCGGGAUUGUCGAGACCGAUUUCAUGUACAAGGAUCUCUAUUUCAAGUGAGUUCCUAAAAAUAUUAUACACACUAACUGAAAAGUUCUGUUACAGAAUGUUCGACGUCGGAGGGCAGCGUUCGGAGCGCAAAAAAUGGAUUCACUGCUUCGAAGGCGUCACGGCAGUCAUCUUCUGCGUGGCGCUCAGCGAGUACGAUUUGAAACUGGCAGAGGAUGCGUCUAUGGUUAGAAUUCCUAUAGAAUUUUCUCGAUAAGUUAAUAAUAUCAACUUCAGAACCGAAUGCACGAGUCAAUGCAGCUGUUCGACUCGAUCGUCAACAAUCGCUGGUUCACCCAGACCUCCAUAAUCCUGUUCCUCAACAAAAUGGACCUUUUCCAAGAGAAACUGCGCCACGUGCCUCUUUCCACCUGCUUUCCGGAGUACCAGGGAAACGACACGGUGUCGGAGGCGUCCACGUACAUCCGCGGACAGUUCGAACGUCUGAAUCGCCGUCAAUCACAGCCGCACAAAGAGGUGUACAGCCAUUUCACGUGCGCCACCGACACGAACAACAUCCGAUUCGUGUUCGACGCCGUCACCGACAUCAUCAUUCGCGAUAAUCUCAAGGAGUGUGGGCUUUACUAA
This is a messenger RNA of Caenorhabditis sp. 36 PRJEB53466, 1209 nucleotides long. The record is from the annotation of a GenBank genome assembly. Lineage: Eukaryota; Metazoa; Nematoda; Chromadorea; Rhabditida; Rhabditidae.